Molecule: messenger RNA, 1972 nt
Organism: Zophobas morio
Lineage: Eukaryota; Metazoa; Arthropoda; Insecta; Coleoptera; Tenebrionidae
Gene: Srp54
Product: probable splicing factor, arginine/serine-rich 7
Exons: 1
Coding region: 161-1861 (566 amino acids)
Cellular component (GO): nucleoplasm
Molecular function (GO): RNA binding
Source: RefSeq, a predicted model, not a curated record
AUGUCAAAGGGUCAAUUCUAGAAGCGGAGCGCCGUAGUUCGUUCUCGUUCAGUUUCGGUUGUGUAUUGCUGUAAAUGUAUCUUCUACGUUAAAAAUCGUUUACAUUGAGAUUACUGCAAAUGGUGUAAUAAGCUAAUAAGUAUUUCAAAACCCAAUAACCAUGGUUGUUGGUAACACAAAAGUGGUCCAAGUGACCAAUAUAGCCCCCCAAGCUACCAAGGAUCAAAUGCAAACGCUUUUCGGCUAUUUGGGCAAAAUCGAAGACAUUCGUCUGUACCCUACAAUUCGAGAUGUCUCAUGUCCUGUGCAGUCUCGAAUUUGUUACGUUAAAUUUGUAGAUUCAGCCACAGUAGGUGUAGCCCAACACAUGACCAACACUGUAUUCAUUGAUAGAGCUCUGAUUGUAAUUCCUGUCAUAAAUGGAGAUAUUCCUGACGAGUACUAUGCCCUCGAGAUGACAAGAAAUGGUACAAUCGUUCCAGGCUUUAAUGUCAACGAACCUAAACUGCCCCCGCAUGUAAGUAAUUCGUUUCAAGGUACUGGCGAAGACAAAGUCGUGGUAACGACAGACCCACAUUUAAUUGACAACGGUCUGGCACCGUAUCCACCUCUACCAGCCAAGUACGACAGCAUUAAAGUGGAAGAAACCCGCCGAACUGUUCAACUUGUCAAUGUUGACCCCACUAUUCCAUCUGACGAAAUAAUCCAAUUUUUCACACAAGCUGGAGAAGUCAAAUAUGUGCGCACCUGUGACGUUCCGUCCGACAACGCCACACACAUUUUAAUCGAGUUCACAGAACAACCGAGCGUCGUAAACGCCCUAAAAUUAAAUGGAGAGGACUUCAAAGGAAAACCCUUGGAAAUCAUCCAUGCCAUUCAACCAAUCAUCAAACCUCAAGCGAAAAGCAAUGAAGCCGCCCAGAAGGAAAUAGAAGAAGCAAUGUCCAGAAUUAAAGAAGCGCAAAACAUGAUCAACGCAUCCAUAGAACCCGUCAUUGGAAUGCUGACCAAGGAUAAACGAAGUUCACGCAGAUCCAGGUCGAGAUCCAGAGGUAGAAGGCGUCGAUCGCGCUCGAGAUCCCUAUCACGUGGCUCUCGCAGCCGCCGCCGUCGCUCGACGUCACGGUCACGCAGAUCCAGAUCUCGCGAUCGUCGAAAACGCUCGAAAUCUAGAUCGAGGAAGCGGUCCAGGUCGCGUUCGAGGCGAUCACGCUCCAGAAGAUCCAGAUCUAGACGAUCGCGGUCUAAAUCGGCGUCGAAAACGAGGACUAGACACAGAUCCAAAGAAAGAGAAUCGAGAGAAUCGCGGGCUAGGUCUAGAGACAAAGAUAGCAAGACGAGAGAUCGUUCGAAGGAUCGCAAGCGAGAGAAGGACAGAAAGUCGAAGGAAAAAGAAGUCAGACGUUCAAAGGAGAAAGAGCCGAGUAAACCGAAGGAAAAACCGACUAGGGAGACGAAAGAUAAGAAGAGCGAUAAAGAAAGUAGUAUUGAAGCUGCAGCUGAAAAGAAGAGGUCGAGGUCGAGGUCGCGCAGUCGCAGGAGCAGGUCGCGGGAUCGGAAGAAGGAGAAGGAUAGGAAGAGAUCGAGGUCUAGGGGAAGGAAGAGGACACCGUCACCGAGGCCCUCUAGGAAAAGGAGUAGGUCCAGGAGUCGAGAUAGGGAUAGGAAAAGGGACAAAAAGGAUAGGAAAGAUAAAAGAGAGCGGUCGAGGUCAAGGUCGAAAAUUCCGAGAAAUUAUGAUGAAGAGGAAAAAGGCUUUGAUUCUGAAAAGGAGAAAUCGUCGGCUAGAGAACCAGAUUCUACCAACGAGAAGGAGUCAUCAGAAAAAUCUGAUAAUAUGGAUAUUUCUAAUUCACCAUAGCUUGAUGUAUAAUAUAUUAAUUCGUUUUUUCUCUAAAUGUAAAUUUAACAUAGUAUGUUAUAAUUUUACGUUUGUAUCUAUAGCUCUCAAUUAAUAAAUCGCUUCAAACUC